Molecule: messenger RNA, 1810 nt
Organism: Entelurus aequoreus (snake pipefish)
Lineage: Eukaryota; Metazoa; Chordata; Actinopteri; Syngnathiformes; Syngnathidae
Gene: slc67a1
Product: solute carrier family 22 member 18
Exons: 10
Coding region: 364-1635 (423 amino acids)
Biological process (GO): transmembrane transport
Molecular function (GO): transmembrane transporter activity
Source: RefSeq, a predicted model, not a curated record
CGUCAGUCGGGAGAUGUAAUUGAAUGCGUCUUGUUAGAUCAGUGAUGUUUAUUUCCUGUAGUGCAGUUUGAGCAAUACAUGAGAAACACGCGUCAUUUGUGUGUCGUUCUAGGCAAUUAACAACACCUCCUACUUUGUUUCUUUCUUAUUUACACCUUAUCCGUUUGCGUACACGCCCGUUUCCGUUCCAAAGUCCGCAUAUAAUACCGAACGAAUUUACAGUCGCCGUUCCGUGAGUAAAAGAAGGGCUUUAUAGGAAACCAAACGUACUGUCCUCCAUCUUGGAUCUACUUGCAUAUUGGAAAGCAUACUGUGUACAAUACUGAACAAGUACAGUACUUUGGUUUUGUUGUGCGAGGCAACAUGAGAAGGACAACUGAAACCAGCGACGGACCUGCUUUAGUUAGCUCUCAAGCUAGCGCUGUGACACAACUAAAGGAGAACAACAUUCUCUACAUUGUGUAUGUAAUCGCAGCUUUGGACAUAACGUGGAUGUUUUUGCAGUUCUCCAUAACGCCUUAUCUGGCAAGAAACCUGGGUUUUGACACCUUGUGGUUUGGUUAUUUGCAAACCAUGGUCGGUGUACUCCAGCUUUUUGGUGGUCCUUUGUUUGGAAGGUUUGCAGAUAUUUUUGGGGCCCGAGCAGCGUUGUCAUUGUCCUGCGCUGCAACAAUUGUUUUCUUCAUUCUGUUGGCGGUAGCAGACUCUCCUGCCAUGCUUUUUAUCCAUAAGAUCCCCACAGUCAUCAUGCAUGUCCUACCAGCUUCUCAGAUGGUUGUGGCAGACCUUUCAGAACCAGACAAACGGGCCGCUGCGCUAUCCAAACUUGGUCUGUGUUUUGGCAUUGGGAUGAUAGCCGGCUCCACUUUAGGCGGCCAUCUUGUCACACACUAUGGCGAGAGAUUUGCUGCAUAUUCCGGUGCAGCAGGGAGCGCAUUAAGUCUCAUGUUGGUGUUAAUCUUUAUCCCCGAAACCACUAAAGUUCAAGCUCCGGGAACCGACACAAAGUCUGAGACGAAAAACAAGUCAAUAUUCAAUGUGGGACAGAUUACAAGACUCAUAAAGUAUCCAGGUGUGCUGUCAACUUUUGUUGUGAAGAUUGUAGCAGGUUUACCUUCAGGAAUUUUCCAGGUGAUGUUUUCUGUCAUGGCAAUGGAGUUUUUUAAGCUGACGCCUAAACAAAAUGGCUACUUAAUGGCAUAUUUUGGGAUAACCCAGAUGGUGAUGCAGGGAGGGGUGAUCGGACGUCUUACGGCGAGAUACUCUGAGAGUUCGCUGCUACUUCUGUCCAUCGGGGUUUCUGCUUGUGUAGGCCUGGCACAGGCGUACAUGAAGAAUGUGUUCCAUUUCUGCCUCAUUGUGGUCCCCAUGAUGUUUUCUCUCAGCACGUUCAACGUCAUCACAGACAGUUUGCUCACCAAGAGCGUACCUUCCACGGACACGGGCACAAUGUUGGGACUUUGUGCAUCAGUUCAGUCUCUCCUACGCACAGUCGGCCCGACCAUCGGCGGCUUCCUCUACGUAGAUUACGGUAUUUCCUCCAUAGGCUUUCUUCAGUUUAUUGUGAAUGCUGCUGUAUUCGUUUACCAGCUGCACCGUCCACUCAAGAACAAGAAAGUGGAGCACAAACAAUGAAAUGGCUUUGACAUUUUCACAGGAGGUGGAACCUGCUCUCAUUUGUAUAAUUACUAUAUCCUGCCAUUGUGUAAGAUUUUUGUAAAAAGUUUUUGCAUUGAAUACCUAUUAAAAUGAUUUUAUACACAGUAACAUUGGACUGCACACAUAUUGAAGGGUUGCUUUUGUUCACAAA